This is a messenger RNA of Hyaloperonospora brassicae, 594 nucleotides long. The record is from the annotation of a GenBank genome assembly. Lineage: Eukaryota; Oomycota; Peronosporomycetes; Peronosporales; Peronosporaceae.
AUGUCGGGGAGCGGACGAAAGAGUGCGUACCGCAAAGGCGUGACCAAGCGCGUGCUCUAUGGCGACCCGGAGCCCACGGAGAACGAGGUCAUUGUCUGCGUGACGGCAUUGCGAGGCAGUAACUUGUUCGAGGUGGUGGACGCCCACGGAGCCAAGUCCGUGACGAUGCUGCCGACGAAAUUCCGCAAACUUAUCUGGAUUAAACGAGGCGAUUUCCUGAUUGUCGGUGAGGGCGACGGCGGUGAGGCCACAACUGCCACGGGCAAGAAGGGUGCCGUGACGUCGAUCGUGGUGCACAUUUUGUACAAAGAGCAGAUCAAGAACCUGAAGCAGAAAGAUCUUUGGCCCGCGGAAUUCAACACUUUACCUAUUGGACCAGCAUGGGCACAAGGAGGCGCUGUGAACGACGAGGAAGAGCAGAAAGAUGGAGAAGACGUCGAUAGUGAUGCUGAACAAGAGUCUCAGCUGGCUGUGUCUGUGGACCAGAGAAAGAUCACGGUAGUGGAUGACCGAUUUGCGCAAAUGCACGUGAAUCGAAAUCGCCGCAAGGGUCACUUCGACGACGAAGAAGACGACGAUAGCGAUGAAGAGUAA